UCGCUUCGCUACGAUUGGACUUCUUCGCAGGCGCACCUAAUCGAGCCUGGAUCUCGGUGUGGUGUAUCCUCUACUCUGCUGAGAUUCCGCUGUGGAACUAGCGAGACCGCGGACCUGGGAGUCAGCUCCAGAGCCAAGCCAAGCCAAGCCUAAGGCCCUCCCCAGCUCGGUGAUUUUAAUUUUAAAUGUGCUCACGGGUGAUUUUAAGGCCAGCCCCUCCCCCUGCGUGCCUAAUUACACGGUCGGAGGGUCACAACUUCUCGGAUGGUAGAGACCGCCGCAUCCAGACCCCCUCGCUGACCAGAGGGGGAAACUGAGGCAUAGAGAGGAGAAACGCCUGGUCCAAAAGAGCCUGUGGGGCGGCGUGCGCGGAGGCUCGCUGGAAGUCGGCAGCAGCUGUCGCUCGUCAGCGUCUGAGGUGGGUUCCACCAUUUACCAGCUGGUGAUCCUUCCAGCCAAGGCACUUCCGAGCCUCAGUUUCCUCAUCUGCAAGCACCGAACCUGUGAUUUCAUUGGCUUAGGGAACUCCCUGGAGAAGGCACACUCGACCAGCGCAGGGUGCUCAAUCUACUUUCUCACAGGAUGUUAAUAUUUUUGAAGUGCCCUGUUGUUGUAACUGCAGAGAUCAACGUGAAUUUAGUGGCUCUGACGGUGAUGGCUUUGUUGAGUCGAUUGUGGAAAUUGUCUUAUCCACGGGCAGUAGUUUUUGAUGAAGUCUACUAUGGGCAAUUCGUAUCUCUUUACAUGAAGCAGGUAUUCUUUGUGGAUGGUAGUGGACCACCACUUGGCCACAUGUUGCUUGCUUUUGGAGGUUAUUUGGGAGGAUUUGAUGGAAACUUUUUAUGGAACAGAAUUGGAGCAGAAUACAGUAAUAAUGUGCCAGUGUGGUCCUUGCGCCUGCUGCCGGCUCUAGCAGGGGCCCUUUGUGUCCCUUUGGCUUACCAAAUUGUAUUGGAACUCAACUUUUCCCACUAUGCUGCUUUUGGAGCUGCACUUUUGAUUCUAAUGGAGAAUUCUUUGAUUACUCAGUCUAGGCUGAUGCUAUUGGAGUCAUUAUUAAUUUUUUUUAAUCUCUUGGCUGUAUUGUCCUACCUGAAGUUCUCAAAUUCCCAAAAAAACAGCUCAUUUUCUGUGAGCUGGUGGUUUUGGCUAAUACUGACUGGAGUUUCUAGUUCUUGUGCAGUUGGGGUAAAAUAUAUGGGCCUUUUCACUUAUAUACUGAUACUUACCAUUGCUUCAGUCCAUGCCUGGCACUUGAUUGGAGACCAAGCUUUAUCAAAUGCUUGUGUAUUCUGUCAUUUGCUAGCCAGAGGAGUAGCUUUGUUGAUCAUACCAGUAUUUAUGUAUUUAUCUUUCUUCUACAUUCAUCUGAUUGUAUUAUACCGCUCUGGACCCCAUGAUCAAAUUAUGUCUAGUGCUUUCCAAGCCAGCUUGGAGGGUGGAUUAGCUCGGAUUACACAAGGCCAGCCACUAGAGGUAGCCUAUGGCUCCCAGAUCACUUUGAGAAAUGUUUUGGGUAAACCCAUGCCCUGCUGGCUUCAUUCACAUAAGAAUACUUACCCUAUCAGGUAUGAGAAUGGCCGAGGCAGCUCCCACCAGCAACAAGUGACCUGUUAUCCAUUCAAAGAUGUCAAUAACUGGUGGAUUGUAAAAGAUCCUGGGAAGCAUCAGUUGGUGGUGAACAAUCCUCCUCGGCCUGUACGACAUGGGGAUAUUGUGCAGCUGGUCCAUGGAAUUACCACUCGUUUCCUCAAUACGCACGAUGUUGCUGCACCUCUGAGUCCACAUUCUCAAGAAAUUUCCUGUUACAUCGACUAUAAUAUUUCCAUGCCAGCACAGAACCUUUGGAGAGUGGAUAUUGUAAACCGUGAGUCAGAUUCAGCUAUAUGGAAGACCAUAUUGUCAGAAGUUCAGUUUGUGCACGUGAACACUUCAGCAGUAUUAAAGCUGAGUGGGGCAUCAUUACCUGAUUGGGGUUAUCGGCAGCUGGAGAUCAUUGGUGAAAAACUGUCCAGAGGCUAUCACCAGAGUAUGGUAUGGAAUGUAGAAGAACACCGAUAUGGGAAAAGCCAGGAGCAGAGGGAGAGGGAACUGGAGUUGCACUCCCCCACUCAGAUUGACAUCAGCAAAAACCUCAGUUUUAUGGCCAGAUUCACAGAACUACAGUGGAAGAUGCUGACAUUGAGGAGUGAAGAAACUGAGCACAAGUACAGCUCCUCACCCCUGGAAUGGCUCAUGUUGGAGACAAAUGUGGCCUACUGGCUACAUCCUAGGACCAGUGCUCAGAUCCACCUACUUGGAAAUGCUUUGACCUGGUCUUCAGCCAACAUUGCCACUUUGGCCUGUGUGCUUCUGUUUUUCUGGUAUCUGCUCAGACGGAGAAGAAAUGUUUGUGACAUCCCUGAAGAUUCCUGGUCAAGCUGGGUAUUAGCUGGGACUGUGUGUUGUGGAGGUUGGGCUGUGAACUACCUCCCCUUCUUUAUGAUGGAGAAGACAUUAUUCCUUUACCACUACCUGCCUGCUCUAACCUUCCAGAUCAUCCUGCUCCCAAUUGUGCUGCAGCAUGUGAGCGAGCACCUCUGCAGAUCCCAGCUCCAGAAAAACAUGUUCAACUCCUUAAUUAUAGUAUGGUUUUCCUCUGUGUAUCUGGUUUAUCACACUUUCAGCCCAAUAACCUAUGGGGAUCAAUCUCUUUCAACAAAUGAACUCAAGGCCCUUCGUUGGAAGUCUAGCUGGGAUAUCCUGAUCAGAAAACAUUAAUGGAAAAAGAAGAACAAACUAGUAGAAAUCUGAGAUAGUGGGCUUGGAUAAAGUAGAAGAGAUCUUAUUUUGUUUCUUUCACACACUUGUUUAUUAACAAGCAAAGCUAUUUUGAGAUUGAAAGAGUGUCUGUUCUCCAGGAACUGAUAGGUACCUGGCCUUUAACCAUAGGAAGAAGUAACUGAAAACUUCACAUCUUGCUUAAUUUGUUUCAUUUCACCAUUGAGAAGGCCAUUUAAAAGAUAACUACAUUUUGAGCAAAGACAAGUCUUUUCCUGGAAACUAGAGAGCAGACUGUUUCCACUGACUCAUGUGGCCCUUAACUGAACAAAACUCCCUUUCAUUUAACUGAUUAAUGUAGUCGUACCCUGUAGCCCAAUGGAGAUGAAAUUAUGUAGGCCAAAAGAACUUGAGAGUCCACAAUGGCACUACAGUCCAACUUUUUAACUAGAAGAAGUUGCUGUGAAUCCUAAGAACUGUUACCCUCAGUUUCUCCUAUGGCUAGAUUCACACUGCCAUGCAUACUUCCAAAAGCUACUGUACCAGACAAACAGCUGAGUAUUCUUCUUUGGUGGGACCUUCUAGAAGUCAUUCUUGAAUGAUUUGAUUCCAUUUUCCCAGACUGUAUGAUGGGAAGGUAAGUGACUUUGGUCAUAAGUCUCUUAUGAGGCUUCAAUUCAGUUCUCUGACUACAAGAUAAAAAAGCCUACAGCAGCCUUGUACUGUCUUAUGGUAUAUUUUUUAAAAAUCCUUAUUAUGAGUUAGUGCUCUGAGGUGGCUUUCUGUUAAGUGAACACCAUCUCUGACUGAAAGGUAUUAGUGUCAUCUCUGUAAUUCUGCUUUCUGAAAUCUGAUUUAUGUUUACACACACAAAAAAAUUUUUUAAGAGACAAAUGAACACUAAUAUUUGGAAUUUGUUUAUUAGUCCCGAAACAGUACAUUUAGCAUAACAAAGAUUUUAGGUAAUUACAGUUUAGAAAACCAAAGGACCUGAACAAAGUUCCUUGCCUUCUGUAUCUCAUAAUAACUAUAAUGACUUAUGCCAGAUAGAAGAGAAUCAUAAGUGGCUAUACAUAAGGAGAUUGAUUAUAAACAGCUCUAUAUAUAUCUUUUAUAUAUAUAUAUAAAAUGUACAUAUAUAUGUUAUAUAGAGGGUACGGAACACUAGUUAGGAGGAAAGGUUAAAUAGAACCAUAUAGACCAAAACAUUCUCAUACGUAAUUCAGUGCUAGGCCAUAUAUGAUAAGUGGUACAGCAACUUGGAGGGUUGAUUUGUGCAAUAACAUUAAUUUUGAACCCCUAGAAUCUACCAUGUAACUUAGCUCUAAGGAAAGCAUGCAUUGGACAUGGCAAUGAGUAAUAACGUGAACUGUUUGGCGGUAGGCAGCAUGUGUCCUAGAUCCCAGGACAGGUAAGCCUUGACUUGGCAAUUUCUAGGUAUAGAAGAACAGAGUCAACAGCCUCAAGUGGAGCUGUUUGUUUGGGUAUUGUAUAACUGUAUUCAAGUCAGAACCACACAAACAUCAGAACCAUUUGAUUGACUUCUAUUGUGGCAAAUCUUGAUUCUGUCAGGUAUAUGUGAACCUUUUAGGUCAUUUGUAUAUACAUCCAAAACAGGAGACUCCUUUAGGUCUAAUAGUAGUUUUUUAUAUUUUUCCUUUUUAAAGUGCUUAUCAGCAUUCCCAACUCUGCUUGUUGCCCUAUAUAUAACCCAAGAGGAUAGAAGAUAUUUCUACACAGUUCCUAUUAAGGUCGUAGUAGCCACAGAGCAAGGACCCAGACCCCCAAUUUAUUAUUCAAAUGUGUUGCUAGAAUUAUUUCUGGGAGCAAGUAUAGUAGGUUCACUCAUGCAGGUGUUGGGCAUUUUUCAGAUGGCCCAAAAGGAUUUCAGAAGCCUCCUGAAUACGUGGAAGAUAAAAACAAUCAAGAAGGUCCUUUCAGUAUUUCCCACAUUUAAGAUUGAAUAAGAUUAACAUUUUUUAUAUUCCUAAAUUGUUAAAUAAUUUUAUCGUAGAAUUAUUUUGUAACAAAUGCUAAAAGAUUAAUUUUUAAAGGCUUGGGGCAUGGAAUUUUUGUUUUAAAAAAAUAAAAGGAAAAAGGUAACUCCAGACCCAUUCAUUAUACAGAUGUCAUCAAGGAAGAUCUGCCCUAGAAGCUAAGUAACAGCCUCCAGCUCCUCAGUGGGGUCUGCUUCUAGAUUCCAGGUGGGAUCGUUUACCAGAUGUCAGCACAACAGUAGGGUCUCCAGGCUCAGAAAAUGUCCUCUUGUAGCUCCUCCCAUUUGGAACUCCCCGCUGCCAUUUGCAGAUGUCACCAUUCAAAAUGUCUUGAAUAUGUUGUACAAUGAGGUUGAUAGCAACUGCAAAAGAUAAUGGAGCAGUUGUGGUCCUGAUUCGCCAGAGAUGGCAAUCAAUCAAUCAAUGACACUUAUUAAGUCUACUAUGUAUUAGUCACUGUGCUAAGUAUACAAAAAGAUGUAAAAGAAUUCUUGCCCUCAGGGAGUUUACAAUCUAAUGAGAAUCUAACUGCAAACAAAUACACAGAAACAAAUAGGAAAUUAUUACUGGAGGGAAGGCACUAGAAUUAAGAGAGAUUGAGAAAGUCUUCCUAUAAAAGAUGAGAUUUUAAUUGGGACUUGGGAGGAAGUCAGGGAGGUCUGCUGGUAGAGAUGAAGAGGGAAAAAAUUCCAGGCAUGGGGGACAGCCAGAGAAGAAUUCCUGGAGCUAAGAGAUGGAGUGUCUUGUUUAAGUAACAAGCAGGAGGCUAAUGUCAUUGAAUCAAAGAGUGUGUUUUGGGGAGUAAAAAGCAAGAAGACUGUAAAGGGAGGGAAAUAGGUUAGGAAGGGCUUUGAAUGCCAAACAUAGCAUUUUGUAUUUGCUUCUAGAGGCAAUAGGGAAGCCACUUGAGUUUGCUGAAUGGAUAGAGGGUGAUAGGGGUGACUGAAUCAGAUCUGUGCUUUUAGAAAGUAACUGGUGGCUGAAUGGAGGAUGAAUUGGAGUGAUGAUGCAGGAAGACCCACCAGCAGGUUAUCAGGGAGAACUAGGAGUCGGUGAUAUCCUGAAAACUUAGAAUAUCAAGGAGGAGAGUGAUCAGCAGUCUCAAAGGUUGCAGAAAGGUCAAGGAGAAUGAGGACUGAGAAAAGGUCAUUGGAUUGGGUAGCUAAGAAAUCAUUGGUAACUUUUGAAGAGAGUAGUUUCAGUGGAAUGGUACGGUUGGAAUCCAGGUGGUAGGGGUUAAGAAGAGUGAAAAUGACACCUAUUUAGAUGGCCUUUUCUAAAAACUGAGCUGCAAAGGAUAGAAGAAACAUAGGAUGAUAACAGGGAUCAAGUGAAGAUUUUUUUCAGGAUGGGGGAGACAUGAGAAUGUAGAAAGUAGGAAAUAGGCCAACAGAAAAUAAGUGGAAGAGUGGGGAUGACAGGACAAUCUGUUGGAGAAGACAGGAUGGAAUGGAAUCAAUUGAACCAGCAAAGGGGUUAGCCUUGAUAAGAAGAAAGGACACUUUAGAUGGAUGGAAGAGACAGUGGCAGAAGGCAUAUGAGUAACAAGAGGAAGUUGGGAGAAGAGGUGAAUGGUCUCAAUUUUUUUCCCUGUAAAACAUGAGGCAUGGGGAGUGGGGACAUCAUGAGAAAUUUGAGAAGGGAUGAAAAAGUUUGGAAGAACCACUAGGGAGAGUGGGAUUUAUAAGGAGUUCAUAAGGCAGUAACUGAAGGACUGCCUAUCAGCAGUGAGGGCCCAUUCACUGUUGUGUAACAUAAUCAGAAUAGUUGUAUUAUUUUCUCCACCUUUGUUCAGCAGUCCGUGUGUAGGAGAGAAUACAACAAAUGAUGGAAGUCAUUCAAGGUUGAGGUGUGGCUAAACAUAAUAAGGAUAUAAGAGGGCUGGGAAUUCAACAGAGGAGGAUAGUGCAGAACUGAAUUGGUUCUGGAUGGAAAAAAAAAAGGAGAGAGUGCCUAGUGCAGGGGGUGAUGGCCUCAAAAUUGAGGGGUCAAGGGAUUGGAGAUCCUGGUACAGACCAAGAAUAGAAGUAGAAACUGUAAAGGAAGAGAGAAGGAGUGGUGAAAAGCCAAUAAAUUAUGAUUAGAUAAGGGGAUUUUGGAGUUCCUGAACACAGAGUUGGUACAUGUGUGGGUGAUGGAAACCACAAGAGUAUGACAUAUUUGUGUGUGAUUAAGGUGAGGUAGAAGAGUGGCUCAAGGGAAGUGAGCAGUUGGGGUAUCUGAAGGGGAAUCAGUAUGUAUGCUGAAGUCCCCUGGAAUGAGACAAGAGUUUGAGAAGAGAGAAUAAUAGUGAGCCACAUACAGAACUCAUUAAGAAAUGAAGGGGAGCGACCUGGAGUCUGUAAAUAGCUACCAGGAUUUUGAUUGGGUAAUAGGAAUAGCAUGAAACUCAAAGGAAGAAAGGUUACCAAGUGAUGGAAGUAGGAGAACCAAGAAGUGGCAGGGGGGAGCAAAAAUCAGCCUAACUCCCUUAGCAAAUGAGCUGAGGAAAUUAAUGGUGUUAUUAACUUACUGAACUUAAUCCUCACCACUCUUUGGAAACUGAUGCCUGUUUCAAUUUUAUAAUCCGUAAUUACUCAUUGAAACCUAGCUCUUGGCACUCAUAGGCAAUGGACAAACCCCAGCAGGUAAAAACAAACUGAAUCAAUAAAUGAGCUUUGUAAAAUCUACCCACCUGGCACUUUAAUCAUGGCUUUAUGUUAAUAUCUGAAGAUAAUUGGUUAAAAUUCUUUAGUAGUAAUUUCUUUCCAAUUCUUUAAGUUUUAAAUAAAUUUUUAAAGAAGAUACAAAACUGGCAAGUGGAAGUGCAUGUAAAUGAGUGCUUUAGGGGCCCUUGCAUUUGGGGGGAUUUGCAUCAAAUUACAAUUAAAAGGUAAGGCCCAAAUGUAGCUUUUAGGUAGAAAUUGCAGCCACUCUGAGGAAUAAGUGAGGUCAGACAUUUCUUACCCAUGUUGUCAACCCCUCGAGGGAUGAUCACAUCAGCAUACUUCUUAGUCUGCAAGACAAAAUAACAGUUCUCUUAAGCAGCUUUUUCUACAAUGAUUAUAGUUUUCAAUGGAAUUUAUCCUACUUUGAGCUUGAAAUAUUGGGUGGGGGCCCUCAGUAUUUGUCUCAAGAAUGGACAGGGUGAUUCAUAUGAGUUGCCCAUCACUGUACCAUACAGAAUGAGGCAAAUUGAACAGGUGUAGGAAGCCAAAAGAAAUUACUUUAUCCCAUGACUUUCUACAAUUUUCAUGUUUCUUAUGAAGAAUAACCUGUAUGGCCCAUCUCUCUGUACUACAGAGCCAGCUUCAGGCAAAGGUGAGCCAAGUAAGAUAGGAAGUCUCCAGAUUCAUCUCCUAGCAAUCCAUGACUUUCUUCCACUCUGAUCCACUAGCUGUCUCUGACCCUACAAGGAGCUGGGAAGCAAAUGUGGAUAAAUUCUCAAGUGGAACAGGAAAGAAGUGAGCCUUGCUACAGGAUAGUCUCAUAGCAUCAUGAGCAACUAAUGACGUGGGAAAUAUCACAUGACAGCUCUGCUCAGACAACCUGACCAUUCUGGCCAACUAAACCCUUAAUGUUAAUUAACUGACUUAUUGUGUCUGUUUAUGUGAUUAAACUGCCAAGUUAUUGAUGCCAAAUAAAUUUCUGGAAAUAGAAUCUAA
Monodelphis domestica (gray short-tailed opossum) is the source of this 8401-nucleotide messenger RNA. RefSeq names its product protein O-mannosyltransferase 1 (gene POMT1). The record is from RefSeq and is a predicted model, not a curated record. Gene Ontology annotation, cellular component: membrane. NCBI's taxonomy places the organism in Eukaryota, Metazoa, Chordata, Mammalia, Didelphimorphia, Didelphidae. Gene Ontology annotation, biological process: protein O-linked glycosylation. Gene Ontology annotation, molecular function: mannosyltransferase activity.